GUCAGUUUCUUUCCCCUCGCGGAGCCACGUUUUCUAAAAACAUCUGCAAAGCGACCGGUCCGGGCAAGAGAAAAGUUUCAUCAUCUUCACCUAACAAGUGGUACCGUUUGAGAAAGAGGGUGAAAAAUGGUGCUCGACCUCGAUCUGUUCCGCAGCGACAAGGGUCACGAUCCAGCCAAGAUACGCGAGAACCAAACGCGCCGCUUCAAGGAUGUGGCCCUGGUUGAGGCGGUCAUUGAGCAGGACAAGAAGUGGCGUGCCUGCCGUUUCAACGUGGAUAACUAUAACAAACUGAAAAACUUGUGCAGCAAGGAGAUUGGCGAAAAGAUGAAAAAGAAGGAACCGCAGGGAGACGAAGCAGAGCCGCUGCCAGAGCAGGUGGAGCAGGAGCUGCGGGAUCUUCAGCUUACUUCUUUAAAGUCCUUGACCGUGCAGCAAAUCAAGAAGGUCCGCGCUCGCAUCGAUGAAGCCGUGCUGGAGAACGAGCAGCUCAUGCGGGAGGCGGAAUCCAGCCGGAACACGGCGCUACGCGAGGUUGGCAAUCAUCUGCACCAAAGCGUCCCGAUUAGCAACGAUGAAGACGAGAAUCGCGUAGAGCGCACGUUCGGAGACUGUGAAAAACGGCAACGGUACUCACACGUCGAUCUGAUAGUCAUGAUCGACGGCAUGAACGGGGAUAAGGGGGCGGUAGUUUCCGGUGGACGCGGAUACUUCCUGACCGGACCGGCUGUUUUCCUUGAGCAAGCGCUCAUUCAGCAUGCGCUCCACAGUCUGUACGCGAAGGACUACACACCUCUCUACACGCCGUUUUUUAUGCGGAAAGAAGUGAUGCAGGAGGUUGCCCAACUGUCCCAGUUCGACGAGGAAUUGUACAAGGUGGUUGGAAAGAGCAGCGGAGAGGAGGGAGCGACGGAUGAAAAGUACUUGAUUGCUACCUCGGAGCAACCGAUUGCGGCCUACCAUCGCGAUGAAUGGAUCGCGGAGAGCGCUCUGCCGAUCAAGUACGCUGGACUUUCAACCUGCUUCCGGCAGGAGGUGGGAUCGCAUGGGCGUGAUACGCGCGGCAUUUUUCGAGUGCAUCAGUUUGAGAAGGUAGAGCAAUUUGUACUUACCUCACCGCAUGAUAACAAAUCGUGGGAGAUGAUGGACGAGAUGAUCGGUAAUGCCGAAGCCUUCUGCCAAUCGCUCGGUAUUCCGUACCGCGUUGUUAACAUCGUAUCCGGGGCGUUAAAUCAUGCGGCUGCAAAAAAACUCGACCUAGAAGCGUGGUUCGCCGGUUCCGGCGCGUUUCGGGAACUUGUUUCAUGUAGCAACUGCCUCGAUUAUCAGGCUCGUCGUCUGCUUGUACGCUAUGGCCAGACUAAGAAGAUGAAUGCGGCAGUUGACUACGUACACAUGCUAAACGCGACGAUGUGUGCAACAACACGCGUUAUCUGUGCGAUCCUGGAAACGCACCAAACGGAAACUGGCAUCAAAGUUCCGGAAGUGUUGCAGAAAUAUAUGCCGGAGAAGUACCGCCAGGAAAUUCCGUUCGUUAAGCCAGCACCAAUCGACGUCGAACAGGCUGCAGCUGAAGCAAAGAAAGCUGCUAGCGGCAAGAAGGGCAGCGAUGGCAAGAAGUCUGGAAACGCCGCUUAAAUGAAAUCGUUCAACAGAGGUACCAGUAGGUUCGCAGUAUACUACCCUCUCUUACGCUCACUGACGAAGCAGUCCAAAUGACGUCGUCUAAUUUAUUGAAUUUUUUCUCCACAUAUAUCACUUCAAGAAUUGGCCCCGAUGCAUUUAGCGAUCAAUAGUGCAUUUUAUCUCUACAGGGCGUUAAUAAAGAUGCUUCACAUCGCGUUUCACA
This is a messenger RNA of Anopheles aquasalis, 1849 nucleotides long. RefSeq names its product Seryl-tRNA synthetase (gene SerRS). Lineage: Eukaryota; Metazoa; Arthropoda; Insecta; Diptera; Culicidae. Gene Ontology annotation, biological process: seryl-tRNA aminoacylation. The record is from RefSeq and is a predicted model, not a curated record. Gene Ontology annotation, molecular function: serine-tRNA ligase activity; ATP binding.